AAAGAAAAUCUGGAUAUUCCCCACAGGCUUCAAAGGGAUGAUUUCCACCAUAUAUGGUUAAAUAGAGGCGUUUCGAAAUGCAAAUAGCCUAGGUCGUGCACAAGCACUGAUUAAUGGUUAUCUCCUAUGGGUGUACAUAUGACGCUCGUAGGAUUGUUUGAUAAAUUACACUUUUUUUAAUGUAAUAUUUUAGAAUAGUUUCUACGCAAUAUUGAUACAUGAGGCCCCUGGUAAAUAUAAUGGACAAUCUGUGCUGAAGGGCUGGUCUUCAAUAGGGCACAGUGACAGACUGCAUACUACGUACGGACUGGGCUGUGGCGAAGAGAAAACAGACAGUCAGUUUCGUUUUCCAAAUCUCAACGUCAGGGGAAUACCAGCAGGACCAUAUAAAAUAUUCAGCUCAUACCGGACAAUAUCAUAACCACACAAACAGAUCAUUUGUUCUUCAACAGCAUUUUGUUUUCAUUUGUUCUCCGACAUUGACGAUCAUGAGCACAGACUGGACACCCACCCUGUGGUCAGAGUGUUUUGAGGAGAUGUUGGAUGAGGAGUUGGACAGCAGUGACCAGUGGGCCUUCCACUUCAACUAUGGCCUGGCAGAAGCACUCACCGAGGAGGAGAGGAGGAGAGGAUGGAGGGUGUACAGCCACUGUGCCAAUGGACGGUUCCAGUGUGGUGAGUGCUCUAAGACGUGGUGGUCGGCGCGGGUGGUGCUAGUGUUCCGGUACCGUCUGCGGGAUACGACAGCCAGGGGGACCGUGCUGAUGCGGCCGUACGGCCAGGCAUGCAAACGCUGCCGGGAAGAGUUUGAACUCCCAGGUUUCUCCCAGGACGAGGUGGAGGAGGCACUGCUUGGAUUGUUUGGAAAAAUUAAGAAGAACUGCUACGACGAGGAUGAGGAGGAUGAUGAGGAGGAUGAUGAGGAAGAUGAUGAGGAUGAUGAGGAGGAUGAUGAGGAAGAGGAGGAGGAGGAAGAGGAGGAGGAGGAGGAAGAAGAGGAUGGGUCAGAGAAGGUGUCGAGGAGGCCCCAUGAGAAAGCCCUGUGUGAAGCCUGCAGACUGGGCAUCUGCUGUCAAGAGUAGAGAAAAAGAGAGAAAGUGUGUGUGUGUGUGUGUGUGUGUGUGUGUGUGUGUGUGUGUGUGUGUGUGUGUGUGUGUGUGUGUGUGUGUGUGUGUGUGUGUGUGUGUGUGUGUGACAGAGAGACAGUGGGGGGUACGUAUAUCCUAAUGCUGUCUAGAAUUGGUUGUAAAAAUAUUAAGAACAGCAUUAUCUAUAUUGUGCCUAUGGACUCCAUACAAUCUUUAUGUAGCCUAAUGUAAUGUACUAUCGUUGGCCAAUAGCAAUGACCUAAUAUUUUAUCCAUAACUUACUUGUACUUUGGAGUUGUGUAGUAAACAUGUAUUAUGUGUAAUAAACAUACAAAAUGGGAAGACUU
This is a messenger RNA of Salvelinus namaycush (lake trout), 1435 nucleotides long. RefSeq names its product receptor-transporting protein 3-like. The coding region runs from base 489 to 1082 and encodes 197 amino acids. Gene Ontology annotation, biological process: protein insertion into membrane; protein targeting to membrane. Lineage: Eukaryota; Metazoa; Chordata; Actinopteri; Salmoniformes; Salmonidae. The transcript is spliced from 3 exons. The record is from RefSeq and is a predicted model, not a curated record. Gene Ontology annotation, molecular function: olfactory receptor binding.